AUGGGGCGAGGACGCGGCGGCGGCGGCGGUCGCCGCAAGGCGCCCAACGCCGCACAGAGCUCGUCUCGUGGCCACGCCGCAGCAGAGGCGCACGAGCACGGCGGCUGCUCCUGCUGCAACCACGAGAGGGAUCCGGUGGCGGACUACGUGAACGUGAUCAGUUCGCGCCGCGGACUGACGCCCGACUCGGCUAUGCAGUUUGCUGGGUACUUCUCCAGCGUCACGCCUGAGCAGGUCCACGCGUACUUCCAGAGCCGGAACACGAAUCGUGUCUUGGACCUCAGGGGCAUCGCGCAGGACUUCGGGCGGGAGCAAACCCUCGCGAAGCACCAGCAACGCAUGGAGAAGCAUCGCACCAGCACACCACACCACCUGGACAGCGGCGUGAAGGCGGCGGCGCAACACAUCCACCGUCUCGCCGACAAGGUCGGGCUUCCCCCGCACACGGGCCCCCCGCCGGAGUCGUGCACGCCCAUCGCCGUCAAGGACAUGCUGCCCGACACGCGGCACCGCAAGCGCGUGCUGCGCGGGACCUGCGUCGUGGACCCCGUCCACACCGUGUCCCUGGAUACGGUGGUCGAGGACGAGAACGGCGCCGUCGUCCGGGUGGUCGUCUACAUGGCCGACUUGGGUAUGGACCGGUCCAAAGAAUCGGUGGAAGAGAGGUACCGCCGGGGGCGGCACGUGGCGAUCCCGGAGCCGUACCUCUGCGCGGAGAUCAACGGCGAGCUGGCCGUGCACGUCGAGGACCCGCGGGACUUCGUGUUCGUCGACGAGGUCGCCCCGUCCGACGCGGCCGGCUGGCGCGUCCGGGGCAACGCGCAUCUUCAGGAGGGCGACCUUGCGGCAGCAAAGAGGUGCUACAUUCGCGGCCUCCGUUACGCGGCCGGGCCGGACGACCUGGUCAUGUCGACGCUCCUGAACCUGUCCGCCGCACACCUGCACGCCGGGGACCCCGCCCGCGCGCUGCUGGCGGCCCUCGCGGGCCUGGCAUUGCGCGGCAACGCCUCGAAGGCGCACUUUCGCGCCGCUUGCGCGCUCGAGCAGCUCGGAGCGGGGCCCGCGGCCCAGUGGUUCUGCACGCAGACGUGCAAGCUGGACGGCUCCGAGGACCCCGCCGUUUCGGCCAUGCUCCAGCGCCUGAAAGCCAACGGCGACGCCGCAAGGGUGACGUCCGAGAAGGCCGCGGUGGUCGCUGUGCUCCGUGCGCUUGCGAAGCACUCCCCGGAUUGCUUCGCGUGCGAAGCGGCAGGGGCCGGUGGCGGCGAGGACGCGGCCGGCGACCGCAUCGAGCAGAUGCGUGCUGCAAAGGAGAGGGGCAAUGUUUCGUUCAAGGACAAGGAGUACGCUUCGGCGAUCGCAGCGUACCGCGACGCGCUGAGCUGCGCGGAGGACGCCGCGACGCUGCUCGCGAACCGGGCGCUGUGCCAGUGCAAGGCGGAGGCGUGGGUGCCGGCUGCGGUGGACGCGUGCGCAAGUCUCGUGAUCCGCCCCGGCAACGGCCGGACGCAGUACCGCCUUGCGUCUGCGCUGAUGGAGCUCAACCUGAUCGACGAAGCGCGGUCGGCGCCGCUCGACGCGGUCGAUGACGCGACGAGGGCCGAGGUCCACGCGCGACGCGAGGCGCUGGCGCGGGCGGCGGGGUUCCAAGUCAGCAGGGCGCGAGGCAACGCGAUGGAGGAUUUGUUCUCGUUCAUGGUGCCCCCCAUGUCGUCGGGGGAGUCGGGCGAGACGCUGUGGGAGCUGCAGCGGUUCAACUCUGUCCUGGGUCUCAUCACGCCGGAGAGCCUGCGCGCGGCGGGCAUCAAGGAGCGCGUGCCGCGCAGGGACGUGCCCGACUUCCCGCGGGCGUUCGGGGACCGGUGUCUGUGGCCGCCCGGGUGCGACCGGCGCCGCUGCGACCGCUUUCUGCGCAAGGCGUACGAGACCGAGGUCGGGAUCAGCUCCAACUUGUUUCAGCUGGCCAGCCAGGGCCCGUCGCAGCUCCUGGACGACUACGCGACGCUCGCGCAGCGGCUCGGCGGGCAAGCCUCGCCCGCGCGGAAGGAGUGGCUGUUGACCGCGCCGCUCGGCGACGUGCGCUACCACACGCAGGUCGACCCGCUCGCGAUGUACCCGUGCAAUAAUCAGCUCCACAGCUUCGGCAACGCGUACGCGGCGCCGGCGAAGCUCCGCCGCGGCGACGUGCACGUCUCGGUCGGCUUCAACGACCUCGCAUGGCUGGCACAGUGCCUCCAGCUUGGCCUCGACCCGCCCGCCGCCCCGGCCGGUCCCGACGCGCCCCUGCUCUUCGUCGGAUACGACGGGAGCCCCUACGGCGUGGCGAAGACGUCGGUCAUCGUGGAGAUGCUGCGGCAGGGCGCGCAGUACGCGUCGGCGGCGGACGCGAGGGAUGCUCGAAAGUUCAUCGCGGACGUCGUCGAGGUGUGGUUCAGCAGCGCGUGGACAUCGCGAACGCUGCAGAGGUUCAAGGCCGCGGUCGCGCGGCUGGCGGACGACGCGGGGUGGCGCGCGAGCCAGUCGGACAAGGUGGUGGCCAUCGUGCUGCACUGGGCCGCGCACCCGGACGUGCCACUCGCGCGGGCGCUCGGCGAGUGGCUCGACACCCACAGCCACGCCAAGCACGGCUUCGGGAACUGGGUGCAAACGAAGGAUACGUUCGAGCACGCCAUUUACGCGAUGACGGGCUCCCUGAACCCCAAAGGCACCGUCGGCAGCCCCGUCAUGUUCUCCCUGCCCGACUCCCUCGCGCUGGGCAGCUUCUUCCCGGACGAGAGCAUCUUCUUCGCGAUCGACGUCGCGGAGCUGUCCGCCAGGCGGGAGGCGAACAUGAAGCCGGCGAUCGUCUCCUUGGCAACGGAGGUCCUCGCUGACCGGGUCCGGGCGCUCGCCGAGGCCCUGUGGAGCGGCGCGCUGCAGGUGGACCUGCGGUGCGGGUUCGUCGACCACUACCGGGGCGACCAGGCGGUCGUCGACGCGAUUGCGGCCCUGCGGCCCGCAACGAUGUACUGGAGCAACUGCCCGGACUACAUGGACCCGAGUCUCUUCGGGAGCUUGGCCAGAGAGUGCUCGGCGCCGCAGGGCACGCGCCACUACCUGCACGCGAUGAACUGGCCGACGUGCGUCAAGGGGGCGUUCGUGUUUGACUACCAGGACCGCAAGGCGCGGCUGCAGAUCGUCGACAAGGCCCGGGAGCAGGUCGCCAAGGAGUACGCAGCGGACAACCGCGACGUGUACAUGCGCCUGCCGGUCGUCGACAACCCCGUCAGCGUCGCGGGGUACUACCUCGACCGUCAGUUCCACCGCACGUACGCCAAGCAGUUCUUCGAGGACGCCGACGUGCAAGCGGGUUCGUGGGAAGUCACCAAGGCCCCCGCGUACAACAAGCUGGCGGGGAGCUACGCGGUCUUCAGCAUGGCGUUCGACGCGAGGCCGCGCGACGGGGAGGCGUAG
Molecule: messenger RNA, 3453 nt
Organism: Pedinophyceae sp. YPF-701
Lineage: Eukaryota; Viridiplantae; Chlorophyta; Pedinophyceae
Source: the annotation of a GenBank genome assembly